This is a messenger RNA of Perognathus longimembris pacificus (Pacific pocket mouse), 968 nucleotides long. RefSeq names its product G protein subunit gamma 14 (gene Gng14). Bases 339 to 848 code for a protein of 169 amino acids. Gene Ontology annotation, molecular function: G-protein beta-subunit binding. Gene Ontology annotation, biological process: G protein-coupled receptor signaling pathway. The transcript is spliced from 3 exons. Gene Ontology annotation, cellular component: heterotrimeric G-protein complex. The record is from RefSeq and is a predicted model, not a curated record. NCBI's taxonomy places the organism in Eukaryota, Metazoa, Chordata, Mammalia, Rodentia, Heteromyidae.
AGAGGUUUUGAACCAUGAUCCUAAGAUCUCAGACUCCUGAGUAGUUAGGAUGACAGGCAUGAGCCACAAUGCCUGGCUUGGCUUGCUACUUUUUCCGUUUGCUGUUCUGGAAAUGGAGCCCACUUCCACAAAGCCCACUACCACUAAGCCACGCCCCCAGCCCUGGGAAAACUGGUUUGACUCUACCGCUGGAAAACAGUUGGCGAGGAUGUAGUACCCCCGGGAUGAAAGAAGUGUGGACUGACAGAAGCAGGGCAGGUCCCCAGUCCAGGCAGAAAUGGCAUGGCAGGGCUGGCGGAUGCAGAGUGUGAACAGUCAGUAGGGGACUCAGCAGGUUAAUGAGAGGCCUGGGUGUUCUUGCUUCCUCAGCCAAGUGGUUCAACCCCCAGGGGACCCAGAGGACACGUGACACCAGGGCAGCCACUGGGCCUCCUACAGAAGAGACCCCCUCUGCUGUGGCAGCUGGUGACAUUUCACUGGGCUCUGGCUUCAAAGUCUCUGUGGGGGUUGGAGAGGCCAGGCUAGUGGGGGAGGGAGCCAGAGCGGGGUGGCUAAGGCCACAAGGAGCAAGCAGCUGCCAGGCAUCUUCAGGAGUCCUCAGUGGAGGGAGGUCCAAGAUGUCCAGCAAGGUGGCAAUUGGCAAUGACAUUGGACAGGCCCGCCGUGCAGUGGAGCAGCUGCGGAUGGAGGCAGGCAUUGACCGUGUGAAGAUCGGUCUGCAGGUGUCCAAAGCAGCCCGCGACCUGCUGCAGUUCUGCAUGGAGCAGGCCAAAAGUGACCCCUUCCUUGUGGGCAUCCCAGCUGCCACAAACCCCUUCAAGGAGAAGAAGCCUUGCGCCAUUCUCUGACCUGCACCCAGGCCACCCUGUGGCCCUGGCAACUGGGGACCCUCCAAUAAACAUGACCUGAUUGCUCCUUGCAGCUCACCUGGACUCAGCUGGGGCUGGGGGCCAGGACCACUGUGGGCA